Molecule: messenger RNA, 597 nt
Organism: Ipomoea nil (Japanese morning glory)
Lineage: Eukaryota; Viridiplantae; Streptophyta; Magnoliopsida; Solanales; Convolvulaceae
Product: probable LRR receptor-like serine/threonine-protein kinase At3g47570
Exons: 2
Coding region: 14-454 (146 amino acids)
Biological process (GO): protein phosphorylation
Molecular function (GO): ATP binding; protein kinase activity
Source: RefSeq, a predicted model, not a curated record
AUUAGAUGAAGAAAUGGUAGGCCAUGUAUGUGAUUUUAGUGUGACAAAGUUGUUAACUAAGGAGGAGAGCUUCAAGCAUACCGAAACUCUAGCAACACUAGGCUAUAUGGCACCAGAGUAUGGAUCCACAGGAAUGAUAUCAACACAAUGUGACAUUUAUAGUUUUGGAAUUGUGGUAAUGGAAACAUUUUCAGCAAGAAGGCCCACAGAUGAAACAUUUGGUGAAGAUAUGAGCAUGAAAAGUUGGAUAAGUUAUUCUUUGCCUCAUGAUGUACUUCAAGUUGUAGAUCCCAACUUACUAAGGGCAGAUGAUGAAGACUUCAAUGUGAAAUUGCAGUGUAUAUCCUCCAUAUUAGAAUUGGCAUUGCAUUGUGCAGAUGAAUCCCCUCAAAUCCGAUUAAAUGCAGAAGAUGUUGUAGGAAGACUGAAUAAAAUCAAACUUCAAUUUCUAUGAAGUGUUGGGACCUGAUAAAAUUGAAAUGAAACAGCUGAAAAGAUUACCUUGAAAGGAUGCAGUUGUCACCGUUCCAGGUAAAAUUGAGUAAUACUAUCUAGUUCUUGUCUAGAGUAGCAGUUGAUCCAACAUGAAUUUGUGCA